CGGGGGGGAUGGCCCGGUUUGUUGCCGCCGCGGCCGCCGUCUCCUCAGCCGCAGGAACCGAAGUCGCUGUCGCUGCCGCGGUCUGGGUCGCCAGCCGCCCGCUGGCUGGUUCGGCCCGGGCCCGCAGCCAUGGAGGACUUCAUCGUGAUCUCGGACGACAGCGGCUCCGAGAGCUCCGAGGGCACCCGCUCGGGCCGAGCGCGGAGGCUGCGCCGGGCCCUGUCCCGGACCUCCGGCGCGCUGCCCCGCCGGACCGUGGACUUCAUUGACUUAACUAGAGAAACCAGACCAAGGCCAAAGGAUCGCAGUGGAAUCUGUGUGAUUGACCUGACAGCAACUGAGGAAGAAACCAGACCUAUUGCCACUUUUGACUUGACUCUAGAACCUGUUACUCCUUCCCAGAAGGAGUCAACCAAUCUUCAAACAUGUGCCAGCAUCUCCAGCAAAGAGGUAAUGGAAGGGCGGGUGGACAGAAGCUCGUGGCCUGGAGCACGGAGAAUCAUUAACAGUGAUCCUGUGGACGUGGACCUCUUGGAAGAAACCACAUUUGAAGACCCCCAACCCCCUACGUCCACCAGUGGGGACUCUGUUUAUCCAGCAGAGCCGAACUGUAGCUCAACCACAUUCAAAGGGGACUUCAGCUUCUUGGCCAGCUUACAGCUCUCUUCAGAUGUCCAUUCCUUCUCCCCAGUAAGCAAUAAUGGCAGCAGCAGUCAGAGGGCGCCCUUGCCAUGCCCGCAGCAAGAUGUACCUUGCCCACCGCAAGCCUUGCCAUGCCCACUGCGAGCCUUGCCGUGCCCACGGCAAGACUCACCAUGUCCACCACGAGCCUCUUCAUGCCCACCGCGAGCCUUGUCAUGUCCGUCACAAGCCGUGCAGUGCCAACUACAAGCUUUGCCUACCCUGCCCCAAGAAGGGCCAUGCCCUCAGAAUAUGCCAUGCCCACCUCAGGACCCAUCAUGCCAUCCUCAGCACUCACCAAGCCCACCUCUGGACGCACGCUGCCCACCUCAAGACUCUCCGGGCCUUCCUCAAGGUGUACCAGGCCCACCUCAACACAUACCAGAUCCACCAGAUGUGGCACAGCUGCAAGGCAUGCCACAGUCGCUAGGAGACAUGCCACAGUCACCAGAUGUGCCACAGUCAUCAGGAGACGUGUCACAGUUAUUGCUAGAUGCGCCACAGUCACCAAGAGAUGCACCACAGUCGCCUAGAGGCGUGCCGCAGUCACCUGCAGGCGUGCCGCAGUCACCAAGAGGCAUCCCGCAGUCACUAAGAGACGCGCCACAGUCACCACGAGGUGCACCACAAUCACCAGGAAGCGCUUCACAGUCACCUGGCAAAACUUCACACUUAACAGAUGUGCUACAUUCACCUGGAGACCUUCCACACUUGCCAGGAGACAGGCCUGGCUCUCCCCCAAGUGAUGGGCAGAACCAUGACACUCCUAUGGAGAUCUCAGCUCCUUCCUCUCCGAGCUGCUCUCCCAGCCUGCAGUCUCCACAGUCUGAAACUUCCUUAAACAAAGUCCCUUGGUUCCCUGUCACAGAAACUCCAGCCAGAAAGGAGAUUUCACUGUCAGGGCCUGCCAACCCCGGGGCUAUCCAGGUACAAGCACAGACACCACACGGUGUGGUGUACAACAGGCCAUGUCUGCAUAGACUGAAGUACUUCUUACGACCUCCGGUGCAUCACCUCUUCUUCCAGACACUAAUUCCUGAUAGAGACACAAGAGAGAGCAAGGGUCAAAAACUAGAACCCAUCCCUCAUCGAAGACUAAGAAUGGUAACAAACACCAUCGAAGAAAAUUUUUCCCUGGGGACUGUGCAGUUUUUGAUGGACUUCGUGUCACCCCAGCAUUAUCCGCCCAGAGAAAUUGUGGCUCACAUCAUCCAGAAAAUCCUGCUCAGUGGCUCUGAGUCUGUGGAUGUCCUCAAGGAGGCCUACAUGCUUCUCAUGAAAAUUCAACAGCUACAUCCAGCUAAUGCCAAGACAGUGGAGUGGGACUGGAAGCUGCUCACUUACGUCAUGGAGGAAGAGGGACAAAAUCUGCCUGGGCGAGUCCUUUUCCUGCGUUACGUGGUACAGACCCUGGAAGAUGACUUCCAGCAGACCCUGAGGAAGCAACGACAGCACCUGCAGCAAUCCAUCGCUAACAUGGUGCUGUCCUGUGACAAGCAGCCCCACAACGUCAGGGAUGUGAUCAAGUGGUUGGUCAGAGCGGUGACUGAAGGUGGACUAACUCAGCCCCCAAAUGGGAGUCACGCCUCUUCGGGAACAGGCGUCUUGAAGGCCAGCAGUAGCCACCCCAGUCCCCAGCCUACCCCGACGAAGAACACCACUCAGGUGGUUGUGUGCCAGCUGCAGCGGAUGCUGUCCAUAGCCGUGGAGGUGGACAGGACCCCCACCUGCAGCUCCAAUAAAAUUGCCGAGAUGAUGUUCGGGUUUGUGCUGGACAUUCCUGAGAGGAGUCAGAGAGAGAUGUUUUUUACCACCAUGGAAAGCCACCUCCUGCGCUGCAAGGUGUUAGAAAUCAUCUUCCUGCACAGCUGCAAGACGCCCACCCGCCUGCCUCUGUCUCUGGCCCAGGCCCUCUACUUCCUGAACAAUUCCACGUCGCUGCUCAAGUGCCAGUCGGACAAAAUGCAGUGGCAGACGUGGGAUGAGCUGGUCGAGCACCUGCAGUUUCUGUUAUCCAGCUAUCAACAUGUUUUAAGAGAGCAUCUACGGAGUUCAGUAAUCGAUCGAAAAGACUUAAUAAUCAAGAGAAUUAAGCCCAAGCCCCAGCAAUGCGAUGACAUCACAGUGGUCGAUGUGGAGAAGCAGAUCGAGGCCUUCCGCAGCCGCCUGGUCCAGAUGCUGGGGGAGCCGCUGGUCCCCCAGCUGCAAGACAAAGUGCACUUGUUGAAGCUCCUGCUCUUCUAUGCUGCAGACUUGAACCCCGACGGAGAGCCCUCUCCCAAGCAUUGGAGCACCCCCUGAGGUCCUGCUACACACUGAGCACCAAGAAUACCUCCUGAACUCUCUCUCCAACUACUGGAAGUUCUAAAAGUAUGAAAAGUAGUUAAGUCUUAUAGGACCAAACCUAUCUUAUUUAUCUGUAGGUUAUAACUUUCUAACUCUUUAGUAAAUACUUUUUUGAUAAUCCUAU
Molecule: messenger RNA, 3151 nt
Organism: Pteronotus mesoamericanus
Lineage: Eukaryota; Metazoa; Chordata; Mammalia; Chiroptera; Mormoopidae
Gene: SIMC1
Product: SUMO interacting motifs containing 1
Exons: 10
Coding region: 130-2982 (950 amino acids)
Molecular function (GO): SUMO polymer binding
Source: RefSeq, a predicted model, not a curated record